Molecule: messenger RNA, 1218 nt
Organism: Adineta steineri
Lineage: Eukaryota; Metazoa; Rotifera; Eurotatoria; Adinetida; Adinetidae
Source: the annotation of a GenBank genome assembly
AUGGAUUCUGGUUCAAUCAACGGCAAUUAUGUUAUUCAAUCACUUUUACAAAAAGCUGAUGCAUUAACAAAUUCACAAUUUCCAUCAAAUUCUGCAUUUACAGUUAUUGGUCAAGAUCAAUAUGCAACAACAAGUUUCGUUGAUGUUGGUAAUACAAGUGUAAUUGAUUCGUCUGAUUCGAACGGUGUCAAAAUCGAAGAAGUGGAUGCAGCUACUGCUAAUCAAAUUGUUCAAUCAUUAUCAUCCUCAUCAAAAGUUUAUCCACAAUAUCAAAUAAUUGAAUCAAACAAUGCAAACAAUUUUGUCAUUGAAGAACCAUCUGCUUCAGCAGCAUCAGCAGCAAAUUUCAGUGGUGAACUUUACCGAGAUCCUAAUGGUCCUCAAAUUAUCCGACGACCACCAGCACAAGGUCCAUUAACCUAUCAACAAAAUAUAUCAGUACGUUUUCUUCAACCACCACCAGUUCCACCACCAGGACCAUUGGUUAUCAAAGAAGUUCGUCCACCACAGCUACCACCUCCACCACCACUUGUCAUUCGACAACGUGCACCACCUCUUCCAACACCUUCUCCACUUGUCCUUCGAGAACGACCACCACAUCCUCCUGCUCCAAUUCCAACUCAAACUGUCAUCAAGAAAUUACCAGCUGCCCCUGUUCCACCUCGAUCCAUUGUUGUUGAACGUUAUCCAGCAACACCUGCACGACCUCGUGAUAUUAUCAUUGAACGUUGGGUACCAUAUUCAAAAGAACCUCAAAAACGUAAGGUAAUAACUCACCGAGCUCCACCACCACGUGCAUAUCCUCAACCACGCAAUACAAUUAUUGCUUAUGAAGCACCACAAGUCAAUGUUGUACGUUCAGUACGCAGACUUGGUGUUCAAGCACAAAAUCCUCAAGAAUAUGUUAGCCGAUAUGGUCACACAUUAUUAGAUGCUUCAACAUUAGUUGCUCAAGCACAACAAAUUGGCGUUAAUGAAGAUCUUGGUCCACCAUCAGCUAGUUUCAUUCAACAAUAUCAAACUGACAAUAAUAUCCAAUACUACUUGAGUGGUUCACAAACAGGAUGGGAACCAGAAUAUGAAUAUACUACUGUUCCUGAAACUACUAUCGUGGAAACUCAAACAGCAAAUAACAACCAACAAGGUGAAAUCUAUUGGGUUGACCCUCAAGAAGAUGUUAACGUAAUUCUUCAACGUCUUGGCCUCUCCCUUGAGUAA